AUGGUCACUGCUGAAGAAAAAACUUUUUUGGAUUCCUACCCAGAAAUAUGUGCCCCACAUUCGCUGCCGGGCACACCAGGUAAUACCUCUCCUGCACAGGAUAAAGCGAAGGAGCAACUGAGAGAGAUUUUGACCACCGCGGGCUUCACAAAACGUUUGGAUGACGCGACUCUGUUGCGGUUUCUAAGAGCCAGAAAGUUUGAUGUCGAGGCUGCAAGAGUCAUGUUUGUAAACUGUGAGGAGUGGAGAAAAGAUUAUGGUACCGACACGAUUUUGGAGACCUUUAAAUACGACGAAAAGCCAUUGGUUGCGAAGUACUACCCACAGUACUACCACAAGACUGACAAGGACGGACGCCCAUUGUAUUUUGAAGAAUUAGGGAAGGUGAACAUCCACGAAAUGUACAAGAUCACCACCGAGGAGAGAAUGCUGAAGAACCUAGUCUGGGAAUACGAGUGUGUCGUGAAACAUAGACUACCCGCCUGUUCCAGAGCUGCAGGACACCUAGUGGAAACUUCGUGCACCAUUUUGGACUUGAAGGGCAUUUCCAUCUCUAGCGCGUACAGUGUCAUCUCGUACGUUAGAGCCGCUUCGUACAUUAGUCAAAACUUCUACCCAGAACGUAUGGGUAAGUUUUACAUCAUCAAUGCCCCAUUCGGGUUUUCCGCUGCCUUCAGACUGUUCAAGCCAUUCUUGGACCCUGUCACCGUCUCCAAAAUCUUCAUUUUGGGUGGUAGCUACCAAAAGGAACUACUGAAGCAGAUCCCUAUUGAGAACCUACCAAAGAAAUUUGGCGGUCAUUCCCAGGUUGAUGAAGCGGAAGGUGGACUAUACUUAUCGGAUAUUGGUCCAUGGAGAGAUCCGAAAUACAUUGGCCCAGAAGGUGAAGGUCCAUUAAUGUUUUCCAUGAAAGCAUGA
Huiozyma naganishii CBS 8797 is the source of this 918-nucleotide messenger RNA. It is a transcript of the gene SEC14, whose product is annotated as phosphatidylinositol/phosphatidylcholine transfer protein SEC14. The record is from RefSeq and is a predicted model, not a curated record. Lineage: Eukaryota; Fungi; Ascomycota; Saccharomycetes; Saccharomycetales; Saccharomycetaceae. Bases 1 to 918 code for a protein of 305 amino acids. The transcript is spliced from 2 exons.